Molecule: messenger RNA, 734 nt
Organism: Nannospalax galili (Upper Galilee mountains blind mole rat)
Lineage: Eukaryota; Metazoa; Chordata; Mammalia; Rodentia; Spalacidae
Gene: Mrpl27
Product: mitochondrial ribosomal protein L27
Exons: 4
Coding region: 66-545 (159 amino acids)
Biological process (GO): translation
Cellular component (GO): mitochondrial large ribosomal subunit; ribosome
Molecular function (GO): structural constituent of ribosome
Source: RefSeq, a predicted model, not a curated record
UAACAAACGAAACAAACCAGGUGGGAAAUUGGAAUAGUAGUCUGAUGUAACAUAAUUUAGCCAAGAUGUUAGUGAAGGUGACAGUGAACUUGGCGGGAAGUGGAUGGAUUCGAGAUCUGUUCUGGAGAUCCACAGACCUUGCUGCUCUGCUCAACCCCAGUCAGGCUUCAUCUUUUGCCGUCAGAUACGCAUCCAAGAAGACAGGUGGCAGCUCCAAAAACCUAGGUGGAAAAUCAAUAGGCAAACGUUAUGGCAUCAAGAAAAUGGAAGGGCACUAUGUUCAUGCUGGCAACAUCCUUGGAACUCAGCGCCAGUUCCGCUGGCACCCAGGCGCCCAUGUGGGGCUCGGGAAGAACAAGUGCCUCUAUGCCCUGGAAGAAGGAAUAGUCCGCUACACUAAAGAGGUCUAUGUGCCCAAUCCCCAAAACUUGGAGGCUGUGGAUCUGGUCACCAGGCUGCCCAAGGGUGCUGUGCUCUACAAGACUUUCGUUCAUGUGGUUCCUGCCAAACCCGAGGGCACCUUCAAACUGGCAGCCAUGCUUUGAAGUCUUGGUGAGGCUAUUGGACAGAGACUGGAGCCCAGGUGACAGGAGCAGGUGGUAGCAUAAGUCAAGGGUCAGGGUGACAAUGAGGCCUCUCAGAAGAGGUCAGCUGGAUGGUGACUAUAGGAGCCUUUGUGCUGUGACUGCUGGAAACCCUUUAGUAGGUUAAAUAAAGCUAACUGGAGUCCUGUA